AUGAAGUUUGCGUAUAACAACAGUUACCACUCGAGCAUUGGUAUGGCUCCCUAUGAAGCUUUAUAUGGGAAACAGUGUAGGACCUCCUUGUGUUGGGAUGAAGUGGGAGAAAGACAACUUAUUGGUCCUGAAAUUAUUAAAAUCACAACAGAUAAAAUUAAGGUGAUUAGAGAGAGGCUCAAGAUGGCUCAAAGUAGACAAAAUAACUAUGCUGAUAACCGCAGGAAGAUUCUUGAAUUCCAAGUUGGUGAUUGGGUAUUUUUGAAGUUAUCUCCUUGGAAGGGUGUGGUAAGGUUUGGUAAACGUGGGAAACUAAGUCUAAGGUAUAUUGGUCCCUAUGAAAUUGAGGAACGAGUUGGUCUUGUUGCUUAUCGCUUGGCCUUACCCCCACAACUAUCUAGAUUACAUGAUGUCUUCCAUGUAUCCAUGCUCCGCAAGUACAUAGCUGAUCCUUCACAUGUGUUACCAACUCAACCCAUUACACUUAGAGAAGAUCUAUCAUAUGAAGAAGAACUAGUGCAGAUCCUUGAUCGUCGUGAGCAGGUACUCCGAAGUAAGGUUAUACCUUUGGUUAAGGUAUUGUGGAGGAAUCAUCUUAUUGAAGAAGCUACUUGGGAACCAGAGGAGCAAAUGAGGAAGCAGUACCCACAUCUUUUUCCAUGA
This is a messenger RNA of Rosa chinensis, 663 nucleotides long. RefSeq lists its product as uncharacterized. Lineage: Eukaryota; Viridiplantae; Streptophyta; Magnoliopsida; Rosales; Rosaceae. Bases 1 to 663 code for a protein of 220 amino acids. Gene Ontology annotation, molecular function: nucleic acid binding. The transcript has a single exon. The record is from RefSeq and is a predicted model, not a curated record.